Lithohypha guttulata is the source of this 786-nucleotide messenger RNA. RefSeq names its product Scaffold-type E3 ligase (gene DCN1). The record is from RefSeq and is a predicted model, not a curated record. Lineage: Eukaryota; Fungi; Ascomycota; Eurotiomycetes; Chaetothyriales; Trichomeriaceae. The transcript has 3 exons. Gene Ontology annotation, biological process: protein neddylation. Gene Ontology annotation, cellular component: ubiquitin ligase complex. Gene Ontology annotation, molecular function: cullin family protein binding; ubiquitin conjugating enzyme binding; ubiquitin-like protein binding. The coding region runs from base 1 to 786 and encodes 261 amino acids.
AUGCCGAAGCGCAAAUCCGCUCCAACCAAGACCAUGACCACGGCCGUGAGGUCGAAGAAGGCCAAGCUGCAAUCGGUAGAACACUACUCUGGAUCAACGAACAGUGGACCGUCCCCCGUUCAGCAAAACCUGAAAAAGCUCUUUGACAAGUAUCGAGAUGACCCAGCGAACGAACCUGACAGGAUUGGUCUUGAAGGCACCAUGGGAUACUUCGAAGCGCUGGGAAUAGGGCUCGACGAUGUAAUCUUCCUGGCUAUGUUCGACCUUUUAGAUGCCCCAGAGAUGGGCGUGCUCACCCGAGAAAGCUUUGUCAACAACUGGUCGAACGUGUCUACGCCGUCAAACCCGUGCGACAACGAAAAGAGCCAGAAGUUGUACAUUGAAACAUUGAGACAGAAACUGAAGUCCGAUCCAGCUUACUUCAGACAAGUCUACAAGGGGUCGUUCACAUACGCCAAACCAGCAGGUCAAAGAGUGGUACCGCUGGAAGACUCUUUCGCAUUCUGGGACAUGUUCUUUGGUGGCGGAAAGGGUGGGAUUCAAUGGAACAGUCCCACGACGAAGUGGUACGACCUGUGGCGCGAGUAUUAUGAGGGAAAGAACAAAAGACCUGUCAAUAAAGAUCUGUGGAACCAGGUUGCUGAACUGGUAGCCAAGACAAGAGAAGAAGGUGGUGAGACAUUAGGAUGGUGGUCGGAAGACGGAGCAUGGCCUACCGCAGUGGAUGACUUUGUGGCUUUCGUUAAGGAAAAGAGGGAGAAGGGUGGUGCUAUGGACACCACCUAG